UGCGCUCCUGUCAUCCACGAGAGAAGGGAAAUUGGCGAGCACAGGAUCUGCACACACACACACACACACACACUCACACACACACCCCACACACACCACACACACACAUACAGUAGACAUACACACACAUACACACACAUGCACAGAGAGCGAGAGAGAGAGAGAGAGCCUUGAUGAUUGCUGGCUGCACGACACGAAUUUGGUCAGCGAUUUUUUUGUUUCAUCUGCCACAGCACAGAUCUGCACCAGAUCAAGCUUUUAGUCGUGUAAUAAAAGCGUGCAUUGGCGUUUUAACAUCUGCCAGAUCCGCCGCGCACAACUCCACAGGGAGGCAGAGGAGCUCGAGCCGUUAUUCUUCUUAAUAAGAGAAUUCAGGAAAGCCUCAAGAGAUGCCAAAAAGGAGCGGACUUUGGUUGCUGCUGCUGCUGUUGCUGCUCGUGCUACUGCUCGAGAUGCUGGUCGUCGCAUCGGCGCACGAGCAGGACGUGAACGAAUCGUACUCGCCGCGGAGAGCGCGCGCCUCCGCCAAUAGCCCCGCGGAUGUGGUGCGCUGUUUGAAUAGUGCCCUCCAAGUGGGCUGUGGUGCCUUCGCUUGUCUGGAGAACUCCACGUGUGACACAGAUGGAAUGCAUGACAUCUGCAAGUCCUUUCUCUACAGUGCUGCUAAAUUUGACACUCAGGGCAAGGCUUUUGUGAAGGAGAGCCUGAAGUGCAUCGCCAAUGGCAUCACCUCCAAGGUCUUUCUUACUGUGCGCCGUUGUUCCACUUUCCAGCGGAUGAUCUCGGAGGUUCAGGAGGAGUGCUACACCAAGCUGGACAUCUGCACUGUAGCCAGGUCAAACCCAGAAGCCAUUGCAGAUGUAGCUCAACUGCCCAGCCACUUUCCUAACAAGUUUUAUGGAAAGCUGCUGCAGAGUUUAAUGGACUGUGACGAGGAAACAAUCGACCUGUUGAGGGUGAAUCUGAUGGCCCGGUUGGGGCCUGAGAUUGCCAUGCUCUUCCAGCUACUGCAGAACAAGCCUUGCCCAUCCACUGCUGUGCCCACUGGGGCGGAGACUCGUGGAGGCUGGCACUGGCCCGCCAGUCCCCACCCACACAAGAACCAGCCUCAUCUACGCAACAGGGACACGGCCAAUCUCUUCAGCAAGAAACGCAACAUGGACAACAGCUCUUAACGCAGACCAGGUUUCUUGGUCCGAACCUAGAGGUUGUGCACAUUUUUGCAAAAUGAAAAGAAAGAAAAAAAACAAACAAAACAUAUUAGUGGCUCAUUCACAAUCAGAAUGCAGGAAUAACGUUAAUUCUCUUGAACAGGAAAAAAGAAAUGCACCUAUAUGAAAAUAGCUUGAAUGUCAAAUGUUUAUGUUUAUAUUGUCAUAGAAAUUCAAGGGACUAGUUUACCAGCUAAGCUUUUUUCAUAUUUCGAGACUGACCUAAGCACAGUUAAAGUCUCUUUUACAAGCUCAGUGUAAAAUCUCUUUAAAAAAAAAAUAUUCAGGCCAUUGUGUAGAGUUCUUAGAUUAUAGAUUAUAGAUUAAUAUAUAUAUAUAUAUAUAUAUAUAUAUAUAUAUAUAUAUAUAUAUAUAUAUACAUAUAUAUAUAUAUAUAUAUAUAUAUUAUUUUCAUGAAAAGUAUCUAAAGAGAAAAACGGAAAAUAAUACCAUCAAUAUAGAACCAUUUAUAUAUCUAUACAACCAAUAUAUCUUUAAAAAAAAAAAAAAAAAAAAAGGUUACAACAAAGAAAAUAUGUGUAUAUAUACUGAAUAUAUUGUUAAUGUGAAAUAGUUGGCAUGUGCUAUAAAUAUGAGAGUGUACUAUUUAUUUAUUAACAGAUAUUUUACUAUUUUUAGAUGUUAAAUUGCCACUAGAUCUUAAAUUGCCACUAGCCUUUUUGUGAACGCUCACUCACUGGGUGAGGGAUAUCUUUAAAAAAAGAAAAUCUGCAGGAAUUCAUUAUAAAAGACCAAAAAACUAAGAUUUACUCCAGAUGCCAUAUUUCAUAGACCCUGCGUGCGGUAACAUUAGGUGUCAUGACUAAAAUCAUUUUUUACAGAAACUGAUUAGAAAUCUGGACAGUAAUCAUUUAGUAGAUAUUAUUUUUCUAUUUAAAAAAAGAGAAAAACCCAGUUGUUGCUAACCCUCGAGUGCAAUGCUAGUGUCACAUGAAAUUAUGAAAUUAUAGCCAGACGUAAUGGACAGAUGAACAACUUGCUCCCUGGUGAAUAUGACGUACAGAUGUGGGGUCGAAGCAAACCAAGAUGUCUAUUUAAGAAAAGAGCCUUUUGGGUUUAUUCAUAUUUAUUUUCCUACUAUAUUAUUUAAGUGUUUAUUUGAUUGCAUUUCUGUAGAUAUUCUGUGAUAAGUCAACUAGAGGUGUUUUUUUUUAUUUCUCUUUUCUCUUUUUCUUUUAGUACCGAGUGCCUGUUUUUUUUGUUUGUUUGUUUGUUUUGGUUAUUUUGUUUGUUUUGUUUUUUUUUUAAUUUAGAUUCUAUUUUUUGGACCUUUCUUUUUAAUUUCCUUCAAGAUGAGACCCAUGUAAUGACUCUGUGCUGGUCAUGGGGGAACACGUUGGUCAUUUGAGUCAGCUCACCUUCGCUGCGAGUGUUGUACGGGACCACUAUAAAAGACUAAAAGUAUAAAAAAGGUGUUGCGAGCAUUGCCACUUACUGUGUAUUUUGUGCAGGGUCAACAAUAGACUGUUGCUUAGAGUUAUAUUUUCAGCUUUAAUAAAAAUCUGCCUGUGUUGGGGGGGUGGGGGGGAAAUCAACAUCCAGUAUUUUAAAGCACCGCUGGUUUUAUUUUGUACGUGAAGGAUGGGUUUAGGCUGUUCUAUAGUACACCUAUGGUUAGCACAAACAGUUCAAACUGGAACAGUCACUGCAAAGUGUUUUCUGGAGCCAUUCUUGACACUAUGCAAUAUACAAUGUUUAUGAAAAGGCCUAUUUUUUCUCUGAGUGUUUACCCGGGGUGGAAGAGUAGACAUCUCUGUUUAAGUGCUUCAUGGAGAAGUGAAGAUAAACCAAGAUGGGGGAGGGGGAGGGGGGGAGUUGUUAGAGGAAAAGCUUGUGAAGACUUGAAGCCUUAGGGUCGUAUCUAAUAAAACUGCCACCAAACCACUAUGGCUAUUUUUAUUCUUGUAGAAAGAGACCAUUCCAAUUGAAAAGAAAUGAAGGUCAGUUUUUGAUAGGUAAAGCGCUAUAAACUUAGCUGUUAAUGGAUAAAUGGUGCCAUUGUGGUUUUGUAGUGGUUUAGCAGUUUGGUAGAAUUAGGCCCAAAGACGAAUAAAAUGAAGAGAUCCAAGGACAAGAUGCAAUGUUAAUUUUGCCACCCCUUUCAGAUUUCAUCUCGAGUCAGUUCACUGAUUUGACUUUUCAUACACGAAAUGCUGCCAGACUUUAUGUUGACUUCAUGGGCUUGUUAGCACAAUACAAUGUAGUCUGACAUAAUUCUUUUUUUUAUGUCGUCAUAAGCCAUCGAAUCGCUGAUCGUUUUCAUUAUUCUCGUCCGCAAAAUUAACACUGGCAGUGGCAAUGACUGUUUUUUCUUAAACCAAAUGAUGUGCACAUUUAAAAUAAACUCACCAAACUAUGCAAUAAUUCCUAGGUUUCAUGCUUAAAAAAAAAUCCACAUUAUAGCGGCCUGAGUAAAAGCCAGGGCCGGUCGACUUUGACUUUUAGAGUACAGUAGAGCCUUUUACCUCCCCCAUAUGAACGGCAAUGUAUCUCCCCAGUCCCAGGUUGACUGUCUCUCCCUGUUUCUUCUCCCUGUUAAUUUAAAAAUAUCAGUGUGUGUAUGUAGUAAGAGACACAUUAAUAUGUGUCUUUAUAUGCACUUUCCUCUUUCCAUCUCUUAGGACCACUAAUAAAAGGGCAUUGAAACAAUCGAAACUCUUUUAUCUUACGCAGGUUGGGCUCAAAGUUUCAACAAUGAGCUAGAGAGACCAUUAUAGCUGUUGUAUACUUGAGUAGCCAGGGAUGUAGUGUGAGUGAUGUGUGUUUGAGAGAGAAGUCUCUCUUUGAUUUCGGGAUUAAGAGUGAUCUCUGUCUAUGAAACACCAAGGAACUUGCUGUACCAAACAGUUGCUGCUAAACCUAUUUCUAACCCCACUGUGUUAUGUUUCAACUAUUUGUUUUUUUUUUUUUUCAGUUGUGCUUACCUUGAGAGAGUACUGUGUUGCUGCAAAGAAUUAUAAUGCCUAAUAUGUAUAACAUCUGGAGUCUCUUUUAUCAGACCGUGCGUAGGAGCUCUUGAGUGGGGCGACGGAAACGCGCUCGCACUGUCAUUGAGAGAUCGGGAGUCUGAAUCCCGACAGCAAUCCGGAGCCGAGAGUCAGAGAGAGCUAAAUUGGCGUGGGUGGGCGGGAUGGCGUUACAGUCUCUGUCAAUCUGUGUGACACUAGCCAAUCGUGGGCGUCUGUGAGGUCAUGUAUGAGGAAGAGAGUGGAUAGUAUUUUCCACACAGGAUUGAACGUUACGCAAACCUGUGACGCAGAUCGGAAAAGUUGCGGCGGCUGGCUUCACGGGUCUCAAAGGAAGUACAUGCCAGUCUUAUUCCCCUUUGGUUGGAAAUUAACAAGUUCUAAUUGUUUGCAUACGAACCACCAGUAUGUGCUAGAAAGUUGGUAUUUAUCAUGAAUGGACGUUGAUAAAUCUCAGAAUUUCUCCGCCGCAUAUGUUUAUAUAAAGAAAUACCUCCAAAUUGCCAAAUAUGGUAAAUAACUUCCCUUCACAAAGGUGGUUUUAUGACUAGGUGCGCAAUCAAUUGCUCUAAUUUCCAAUUUUGGACAGCUCCAUAUUAUUGUUGACCAUUUCACUGUUGUAUUUGGGAAUAUAGUUGGUUGGGAAAUACCAGACGUGUGUCCAAUUUCUCAUUGAAAUGUGCCUGUGGCAAUUAAAAUUGCACUGGGCAAACUUAAUGAGCCACUCAUCGCUCUCAGCAGUGAUGUUCCUGCGCACCUUAAAAAACAAGCUCCACCUUGACCAAAGCUGCGAUUACACUUUUCUACCACUAGGGGUUUCUGAUUACAUAUAAGGUUAGGAGUAGUUCUAAGUAUACGCACAUAGAACUUUGAACAUGCACAGUUGAUAAAUGAGACUCCUGAUGUUUAUAGUACUAAGGGUGCCAUCAGUCAACCGUGUUCAUGGAAAGGGAGUGGCCGACCCAUCUCAGAGAAAACGGCCACUCUUUGGAGCACGUGUGUAGCCAUGCCUAUCACACACACACACAACACACACACACAACACACACACACAACACACACACACAACACACACACACAACACACACACACAACACACACACACACACACACACACUCACACACACACACACACACACACACACACACUACCCUUGGGGUGUCAUGGGGUAUUGUGCAUCUACAUGUAUGAUCUUUGGUUGGGUUUCUGCAGUGCACUUGUGGAUGAAUCUGUAUUCUGUUUUGUUUAAAUCUGUUUUGCCUACUACUUAUAUAGUUGCAUAUUGAUUCAAAAAUCAAUUGCAAAGGAUUUACAUGAGAAUGUAAUUGUUUCUAAAGUGUAUUGGUGUGUAGGGCUGUUUGAGGCCCUGAAGGUUUAUCACAGCUUUCUAGUUAUUUUGAAUGUGCCAUAAUUGAUGGUGGGAAACAAAAUGUACUAUUAUUGUCUUAAUUAAGCAUUCAAAGCAUGGGAUAAUCCCGAUUAUGAAAAAGUCCCAAUUACUGGAAAAUCACAAAUAGCUAAUCUAAUAGCUCUAGUAUGAUAAUUUGUGACUGCAAAGAAUUGAUUGUACGUUAAAGCAUUGCAAAUUAAGUUGAAGGUAAAAUGUUUUAAGUUCAAAUUGAGAAAAUAUCCAAAUAUGUAAAGUUCACCAUUACUAGAAAGUGUAGUAAAUUAAACAUAGGGUUGGUAUUAUUAUUAUUAUUAUUAUUAUUAUUAUUAUUAUUAUUAUUAUUAUUAUCAUUAUUAUUAUUAUUAUUAUUAUUAUUAUUAUUAUUAUUUGGAUUUUUGUCUUUUCUUUUAUCACUAAUUCACCAAGAACUGGAGUCACUUCCUCUUUAAUCCAGGGCACUAAGGACACACAAAAAAAAGCUAGGCUUAAUCAGCCAUUAAACUGAAUGGUACUUUCUCAAAACUUGAAAUCACUUAUCUCUCUUAUAUUGUUAUUAUAUUCCUUGAUGUAUUUUAUUUGGAUAACCUGUCACACUUAAUUUCCUCUCCCCUUUUGUUUGUUACGGAGUUGAUUUUGCCUAGUAGCUAACAAGAUAAAAACCAAAAGAAGAAGGUCAAUUCGUUUUGCAAGGCAUUCAGUGAAUUUGUUGUUCUGAUGUCCUUAAUGUAUCGCAUGAUAGAACUUUGUGAUUGAUUUGCACUUUAUUAUACACCCAUGCACAUGUAUACACUCGAGUAUAUGUGACGGGUUUCUCUGUGCUUACAGGUAAAGGAAGAUCCCAAUGCAUCAACUAUGUGUCUUUUACUGUGUAGAAAAUAAACGCUGAUCAUAUCAGGAA
Ictalurus punctatus (channel catfish) is the source of this 6487-nucleotide messenger RNA. RefSeq names its product stanniocalcin 1 (gene stc1). The record is from RefSeq and is a predicted model, not a curated record. Gene Ontology annotation, molecular function: hormone activity. Gene Ontology annotation, biological process: intracellular calcium ion homeostasis. Gene Ontology annotation, cellular component: extracellular region. NCBI's taxonomy places the organism in Eukaryota, Metazoa, Chordata, Actinopteri, Siluriformes, Ictaluridae. The coding region runs from base 390 to 1175 and encodes 261 amino acids. The transcript has 4 exons.